Messenger RNA from Gryllus bimaculatus (two-spotted cricket), 915 nucleotides. The record is from the annotation of a GenBank genome assembly. NCBI's taxonomy places the organism in Eukaryota, Metazoa, Arthropoda, Insecta, Orthoptera, Gryllidae.
AUGCGUUCGAGGCAGCGAGCGGCGGAGCGUGACGUCGGCGCGGGGGGGCCCGCACGCGGGCGGGAGGGAGGACGCCCCUGCACGCCCCCGCCGCGAGGAGAGAGAAGCUGGGCGCAAUUAACUGGCUUCGUCAUGUCCGGGCAGCCGGACGCCGUUUGCCGGCCGGCGCCCGACGCCGACGCCGACUCGGAAGCUGCCGGCUGCGCUAGGCGGUGCGAGCGCCGGCUUGCGGCGUGGUCAUCGGGGGCCCGGGAAGCGCGAAGGAAGGCGGCCUGCCGGUUUUACGACGGCCGGGCCGGAGACAUCCCCGCGCGCUCGUCACUGGCCCUCGGCUUACCUUCUUCCUCGCCCGCGCCCUCGCUUCCGUCCUCAUUCUCCCGCGCGGACCGCUCCGCUCUCCGCUUCUGCUUGCGCGCGGCGCGGGUGGCCGAGGAGCAUCCACUCGCACGUUCGUUCGUCGUCGGACCAACUUUUGUCUACGCAAACAAGGCACGUUUGUGCACGGUGCGCAGCGCGUGCCAGAAGGCCACCCACAGCUCACCCCGCUGGCUGUCGCUGGGCGGCGGGCAGCAGUGCAUCGACUUCGAGCAGGUGCUUCCCGACCGCAUCCCCAUCUCGCAGAUGACGACGGUAAGUGGACCCCGCGCCCGCACCCUCGCCCCCGCCCCCGCCCCCGCCCCCGCUUCCCGGGCCGGCGGGGCGCGCCGGGCGUUCGGCACGUCAACUCGGCCGGCGACAGCCGUCACUGCGCCACCGCAGUGCAAACACCUCGCCGACACAUGCGAUGGGCGCGCGGGGUGGGGAGAUAACUAUGCGGGCCGUUGUGCACUUGCAGCUUCGAUUGUGCGCUGCAUCUGCUCUCGGCACGAACCAUUACCUGAAAGUUUGGUUGUGGCACGAGAACACGUGGAUUAA